Molecule: messenger RNA, 3638 nt
Organism: Tyto alba (common barn owl)
Lineage: Eukaryota; Metazoa; Chordata; Aves; Strigiformes; Tytonidae
Product: cytidine and dCMP deaminase domain-containing protein 1-like
Exons: 16
Coding region: 496-2601 (701 amino acids)
Biological process (GO): dUMP biosynthetic process; dTMP biosynthetic process
Cellular component (GO): cytoplasm
Molecular function (GO): dCMP deaminase activity; zinc ion binding
Source: RefSeq, a predicted model, not a curated record
UAUCUUUUUUUCUCAUUUAUUGAUGUAAUGAAAAUUGGCUACAGCAUUUCUCCAGAGCUGAAGGUGUAUCCUGAAUGUGUUACUUUCCUAGCUGCUAUCUCCAAUAGUUGGUCUACCAUUACAAAAGGUCCUUGAAUGCAUCAGAUGAUUGCUUAAAGCAUUUUAAAAACAAAAAGGCACUUUCUCCUUUUACCUGGUGGUCAGAUGGUCAGUAAUAGAUUUCUGUUGCUAUCACUGAUACUACUUUCUUCACUCUUGCUUUCCUUAAUGCUAUUAUCGCUUUGAGAAAUUUACAGAAAUACAUGUUCGCAGUCCUUCUGAAAGAUGAUAGUGAAUCCCAAAGCUGCUGUUCUUUUCUGAAAAAUGGCACAAGCUAUUCAGUUCCCGUGCAGACAUCCUUUGGGGCAGGUGGAAUGGACCUGCAUUCUGUGAAACAUUCCCUGUAGAUGUCACUGAACUUCAGAGCAGUUCAGUCCAUAGUUCAAUAAGAUUGGGAUGGUAAUAUGUGAAUCAGACAAAGUACACAAAAUAGUAGCUAUGAGUUUCUCCAAAUCUGGACUGCAUGCUGUACAACAAAUCAUUCGGUGUCUUCCCUCUUCUUUGCGUGGCUGCACUGUGUAUUUUUCCAGGAAACCAUGUACAACUUGUGCCACAUUCCUCAUUCAAGGUUCAGUUUCUUCAGUCUAUUACUGGCCAGUGGCUCCUGAAAAAAAGGGAGAUGAUUCAGUGGUUAAGGAAGAUAUUCAACGAUCUGACCAUAUGUUUCUUAGAAGUCACAUAAGUAGCAGUGUGCUCUUACCCAUGACGAGCUUUGAAACUGUGAAAAUGAUUGCAAAAAAAAUACGAUGCAAUGGACAACUGAACAGCAAUUUUAAGUUGCUUGAUUAUCAAACUGAAGAGUUUGAAAAAUAUUUUUCACUGUUUAACAUACAUAGCUGCAAAGAUACAUGUGUCAAACGGAUGGAAAAUGCUUUUCGUUGCUAUGAUUUUUUACUGAAAUGUUCCCAACUUGAGAAGAAAGAUCCAAAGGAAGAUGUUCAUCGGCAUGCAUUGCAGCUUUGUUAUUUUUUAGCAGCAAGAUCUGAUGACCCAAACCGAGGUAUAGGGUGUACACUCUACAGUCAGGAUGGAUAUUUUUUUGGGGCCGGUUAUAAUGGGUACCCCAUUGGCAUAUUAUAUGCAAACUUGCCGUGUACGGGAAGAAAAAAACAAAAGACUGGACUUGCAAAACGGGAUUUUGUUCUCCAUGCUGAAGCAAAUGUUCUUCUAUACAGAUCAAAAACAAAAAUAGAAGAGAGUGAUGUUCUUUACUGCAUCAAACCUCCCUGUCAUGACUGUCAGAAUCUUUUGAAGGAUGUGAAAGUCAAGAUAAUUCAUUGUGUAAAAGAAUCAUCCAAACCAAAUACAGAAGAUCAUCUAGAUGAUUUAAAGAAAAACUUUGACUAUCAUGAGUGGGAACAGUACAAAACUCAACUUAUGGCAGUACCCAGUGGUUCAGAAGACACUAGAGGAACAGAAGGAAUGAAUGAUGAAGGUUCUCCUGUUCCUCACCUGAAGAAAGAAGACUUGUGCAUCUUUUUAGCACUACAUAUGGAAAAUUCACCAAGUGAAUCACAGAAACACUAUUGCAAAACUGGAAUUGUUGUCUGUGAAGCGAGCAAACCAAAAAGGAUUAUUGCCCUGGGCUGCUCAACAGAGGAACUUCAUGCUGUGCCAGUAGUGCUGUUAAGGUUUCCUAAUGAACUGAAAGGCUGUGAAGUUUACAUGUCUCGGAUGCCUUGCAAUUAUUGUGCAAAAUUGCUGGUUCAGGCACAAGUCUCACAAGUGUAUUACUGGCCGAUGUUUGAAUCUGAAACUUCAGAAAAUAACUCAAAGGAUCAUCUGGUGAAACAUGCUAAUACCAUCUUUACAGAAAGCUAUGUUGUUGCAGCGGUGUAUGUACCAACAAUGGACAAUCGAAGAAAAAUGCAAAUACUUAAUUCAAAUAAAAGAGCAUUUUCCAAUGAUGAUCUAAUCCCAAUUGCAUCUAUAUUUGAUGAGAAAAUUGGUGUGGAUGUUUUAAAGCAGUUCAACUUGGAACACCUGAAAGAAAACCAACUGGAAAAAUAUAAAGAAAAUCUUACUACAGCAAAGAUUUGCUUCAAAACUCUGGCAAGUUGCAGAGAUGAAAAAAUAAUAAUCUUAGAAGAGAAGGAAUCCACUCUAAAGAAUAAUUCUAAAUACACCCAUGCAUUACAGCUCUGUGAUUUAUUAGCAUCCAGAAGUGACAAUAAUAAUGGAGUGGGGACAGUGAUAUACAAGGAAGACAACAUUGUUGCCCUGGGCUACAGUGGAUAUCCAAAAGGGGCAAUGAAUAGUUUAUUUUGCAAGAAGGCAGAUGUUGAUUUUGACCAGCAUGCAAUUGUAUGUGCAGAAGCUAAUGCAAUUAUUAUGAGUUCUGAGAGAGACCUGUGUAAUGCUGAACUCAUCACUACACGCGAACCCUGCCAUGACUGUCUGAAACUGAUCCGAGCAAAGAACAUAGCAAAAGUCAUCUGGCCUCUGCGAGACAGAAACAUAGAGGGGUGCUCCGCAGCUGCUGCCGGUGGUGAACCAGCAUAAAGCUCCACAACAUCAACACCAGCUUUAGGAUCCAGUGCCCCCAGGCCUCCCAGUAUAUUGGUGGUGUUGGGAUAACCACCUUGUGAUGGCAGCCGCUCUGGUGGUGCCCACUCCCUUCCAGAAGCACACCUCAUACCAACCCCCCUGCCACCCCUUUUCUUAUUACUGCUUCUGCUGUGCUCUACAGGUAUUUGCUUCUGCCUGAGACUUAAGGGUGGGAAAAGCAUUUGCUUUUGAUGUACCUCCAAGGGGUAGUCAUGCCUAACUGUGCGGUGUCUGGAGCCGUGAAGGCAGUGGUUACUUUCUGCAGUCCUCAUUCCUUCUGCAGCUUUUCUUCUCUUGGAUUAGUCAGAGCAUCUGAAUGAGGAUUUUUCCUUUUCCAUUACUGGAGUUUCCCACCCUCCUUCACAUUUAUUUUAUUAGAUCUUCUUGUUUUUCAGCUGAAAAGUAACUAGUUCCCUGUUUCCUUGUCUCUCUCUGCUCUGGAGUAUUUGGUGCUUGUGUGUCCUUUCCCCAUCCUUCUCCCCUUUUUCUCUGGUGUAAUACAAUGUUUAAUUUUGUUUCUUAUUCAUGGGCCUCUUUAUAUGUCCUCUGAUAGUCUCAUACCUGUUUUUAAUUGGUCUUUGUGCCAUGUUGAUCAUGUUUUAGACUUAAUUUAAUCUCUGUCCUUGAAACACCAGACCAAUUAAUGUGGAAUAUGCUUUCAUAUUUUUCCAGGCUAAAUAAUUUUGCUCUAAAUGAGCCAGGGGUUUGCAGGCUAUGGUGCUGACAGCUGCUUUUGUCCUUGCCUUCAGUCUCCCUCAACUGUAGUUUCAAUAUAAGGAUUUUCUAGGAUGGCCCCAAACCCUGAAUCACCUACAAAAAUCGUCUUGAUUUUUAAAUUAUCAUUCCAAGAAUGCUAUUAUUUGUGGCUUUUUAGCUUUCAGCAAUUAUUCCUUUUACGCCAACCUCUUUGGAGUGAGAUCAUCAAAAUGUUUUGCACGGGAUUAAAUUGAAGGUUAUGUCACUUAAAAAAAAAAUAAAUUUGUUUGCAGUUU